AGAGACCUGAGGUCCUCCCAUGAGGCCAAAGGACACCAGUCGCUUGACACAGAAGUCCAUGCAGACACCACAUCCCUCUGUCAGGACCAGUACGCUUCCAGAACCACCUAUAGACUACUGCCGUCAUGGUCUGCUUGCCGUUGAUGUUUGCCAUGGUCAUUGCCGCAGGUGUUCAUGGAGCCCCUCUACUACCUCCUCUACCUAUGGAAGAUGGAUGUUACCGGGUCUCCCCAGAGGUGGAGAUUUUCAGAGUUGAGGGCGAGGCUGUAAUCCUCCACUUCCCGAUGUUCAUGCGAGUUCUUCAAGUACGCAAAGUCGCCCAACUACCAGCAAAGUAUCUCAUCACCAAGAACAACCGAACAGAUCAACCAACGUAUCGGAACGGGGGCCGGGUCCAGCAGCAGGGUAAAGAGCUGUGGUUCCUUCCAGCUCGGCCCUCAGAUUCAGGGGAAUACACCUGCACUUACAGAAAUGCAACCUACUGUGUCACUGGGAGCAUCACGUUGCAUGUGUAUGAGUCCUCUUCUGUAGACAUAGAAAAAUUGUCCUAUCCAUGGCCGGCUUUUGUGGGAGAGAAAGUGGAAUUUAACUGCCCAUCUCUAGAUUGCUUCAACAAGACACACAGACCAAUAGCGUGGUACAAGGACUCCAACCCCACUCCUCUUCAGCCGGGCAGAGAUACCCUGAUGAUCCCUGCUGUAAAGCACUCCCAUGCAGGGGUCUACACCUGCCAGCUAACGGUGCUCAUCAACAACCAACACCACAAAGUCAGCAGAGCCUUCCUACUCCAUGUGAUAGGUUCAGACCCUGCAAUUACUACCUCCGUGCCUAAUGUCUCCACACCAUCAGUUCCAGCUCAGUCCAGCAGUACCACUCUCAGUACUGUCAGUGCAAUGAAACCACCAGUGAUUGUCUCACCAAUUAAUGGAACCAUUUUUGAAAGCUCUCAUGGUUCAGGACUGGAGCUGUUCUGUCAAGUGCACACUGAAUGUCAACAGGCUGACUCAACUGUGGUCACAUGGCUGGUAAACGGCCUAUCAGUGGAGUCAUCAUACCUUGACAGACGGGCCCUGCUGGGUGGGAGAAGAGUAACCCGGGUGUCUGAAAGGUGCCAGAUUGAACUGAGGCUUGAUAUCGUAGCUAUAACCACAGAAGAUGAGAAGACAGAGAUGAAGUGUGUCACUCAGAACACAGACGGGAGACAAGAAGUUGUUGUAAUGCUUCACUUAGAAGAUACUACCUUCACAUGGCUGGUUGUAGCUGUAUUGAUAGUGACCUGCUUUCUGACGGUAGCCUUGGCUUUCCUUUAUGUCCUGUUCAAGCCAAAGACUAAAAAGAACAUGGAUUAUAUCCUUGCCCGCCAGAGCAGCACCUUUUCAUUUUAGCUUCAGUUUCACACACUCCCUCAAACAAACACAAAUGUUCCUUAAAUAGUCUUUGGGUAAACUGUGUAAAUGUGACCUCUAUCACAUUGUACUUGGGGUUUACGUGGCACUCACACCAAGUCAUUUUUUAUGAAUGGAUCAGCCACUGCAGAUGAAGAAAGAUGUUACAAUGAUAAAAGCUUUAUCAGCACCACUGAUUAAUAUUUGUUUAUCAAGGAGCUUGAUGUUCGCUGCAGUUUUGCACUAAUGUAAUUUAAACUAGUAUUAGUCCCUUUUAUAUUAACCUGCAUCAGUCCAGUUCUGUUUUGUUUGGUAAAUAAAAUGAAGUAACUACCUCAGUGACAGAGUUACCAAAUGUUACACAUAUGUAUUUUCUGCUGAUUUGCUGUACAAUGCAUUAAAUAUGACGGAUAUAUUGGCAUGUUUUUCAAGAUGCAGCCAAUUUUUUCAGAAAGACAUUGUAUUUCAUAAAAAACAUAUCGUCUGUUGCUGAAUUUUUAUGUUUAAAGAUUUGAAGGACAGAUAUAACAAAACAUAACCUCGUAAGUGAAUUGUUUUUUUAAAUGUAAUAUUCCUACUGCAGAAAACAACCCAAUGAAUUAAAUGGCUCCUAUGCUCCUAUUUUUCAGAGAAUAAAGACAAUAAAAAAACA
Girardinichthys multiradiatus is the source of this 2037-nucleotide messenger RNA. Its product is annotated as interleukin-1 receptor type 2. The record is from RefSeq and is a predicted model, not a curated record. Bases 126 to 1385 code for a protein of 419 amino acids. Lineage: Eukaryota; Metazoa; Chordata; Actinopteri; Cyprinodontiformes; Goodeidae. The transcript is spliced from 10 exons. Gene Ontology annotation, molecular function: interleukin-1 receptor activity.